Oryza sativa Japonica Group (Japanese rice) is the source of this 1411-nucleotide messenger RNA. RefSeq lists its product as uncharacterized. The record is from RefSeq and is a predicted model, not a curated record. Lineage: Eukaryota; Viridiplantae; Streptophyta; Magnoliopsida; Poales; Poaceae.
CCCAAUGCGUUUCGUCCAAAGUACAGCGAGCCGCCGAGCCCAUCCAGUAUCCACGCAUUCCGCCUGCCCGCGCGGCCGGCCGCGGCUACCACCCUCCACCCUUCACGGCUUCGCACGCGCCCGCGCGCCGGGCAGAUCUAGAUGCUAUACCCCUCCGCCUGCUACUGCUAGCUCUCCCCCCCCCGUCCCAUGCACGCGGUUGCACGCGCCCACGCCGGCCGUAGCAUCCGUUCCACUAUAAAAACCCCCUCCGGAACCCCACCCCUCCACAUUCUCCAUAGCUUGGCCACCGUAGUAAAGCCGGCGAGCUAAUUCUAGUUCUAGCCAGCUACACGAGAUCAUCGCUGUGACGGGCGGGGCAUUGAGAGGGCGCGUGUGCCGGCCGGGGUCGAUGCAUGGCAUGUGUUAACAUGUACAACCCGGAGCAUCACCACCACCAGUCGUCGUCGUUCAUGGCGCCGAGGAUAUCCUUUUCCAGCGACUUCGCGCUCGAGCCGCCGCCGCCGGCGCAGCAGCAGCCGGCGGUGCGGGCGCCUGGGGACGCCGACUUCGAGUUCUCCGUCGGCAGCCACCCGAUGAUGGCCGCCGACCAGCUGAUCUCCAAGGGCCGCCUCCUGCCGCUCCGGGAGGCCCCGCACGGCCACGGCGGCGCCGACGCCGGCGGCCGGCCACUCACGCUCCGCGACGAGCUGCGCACGGACAGCCGCCAUGGCCGCGUCCCCCGCGCGCCCAACAUUCGGUGGAAGGAGUUCCUCGGCCUCAAGAAGGCGCCCAAGAAGGCCCCCACCGCCGACGCUGCCGCCGGCGCCACAUCGUCGUCGGCCGACACCCAGAUGGAUCUUGGAGGUCAAGGGAGCACGAGAGACUGAAGCAACAAACGCAAUGAAGUGUAUUACUGAUCAAUGAGUACUACGUAGUAGUGAAACUGAAGUAGCCAUGGUUGGCCAGAUCGGAUGCAUGGUGGCGAUGCGCCUUUCAGCUUGCUGUCUGCCAUCACUCAUAUUCACUCUUGCUGAUGAUCUUAGCAGCUCAUUCUAAUGGAGAACUCUGCAGGGCAAAUGGCCAUUUCCUUUUACCUCUUUGCUGCAUCUUUUUUGGGUGUAAAAGGGAAUUUUGAUCUCUAGUUUUUGGGUAAUGGUCGUCGUCGGGUAGAUGGGUGGUUCCAGUGUAGUCAAAUUAACUCCGCUGCGCCUCUGAUGUUUUGUAUUGGAAGGGCCAGUAAAAAUGUAUUUUUCCCCACAUGGUGUGGUCCUAGCUUAGCUUUUGUACGUGUUGUUUAGCUGUUCCCAUGCUUGUCUGCUUCCGCCACCUCCGCUCUCUCCCCCACUUUCCCUAUGUACAAAAAUGCUUGUAAUCUAGUAGUAGCUAGCAAUUCAAGCUUUCAGUUCAAUGAAGCCCAUUUCAACGUUAA